GGAUUACAGGCGUGAGCCACCACGCCCGGCCCCUUAUGCUCUUUUUGUAUUUCAAGGGAAUGCUAUCGGUUAACUAAGGGACAAAACUUUACCACAGAGAGGCAAGCUCGCUUUUCCCAAGCCACACAGCACAGAGGACUAAGAAGGAGAUUUUCAAAGCUCUGACUGUGCAGUCAGGUCUCAUUGGGCAGCAUUCACAGAGGAAGAGAAGCAGCCAGAUGGGACAGGUACUGUAGAGACAGGCAGGGUGGGCAAGAAUGUUGCUCUGGAGUCAGAAGCAGCUGAGUUACAAACCUGGGGACCUUCACAUAGUGCACUCCUCAAGAGCAAGGCCAAUGUCUUAAUGAUGUCUCUGCGUUUAUUUGGACCUUAAACAUGGACCUCAGGUGCUGAAUAAAUGACUCUUGACUUGUAGCGGUUGACUUGCAUGACUGUCGUGUGGCCUGAAACCUCAGUUUCCUCAUCUGUAAUAGGAUAAAAAUGACUGCUAGCCUGGGAGCCCUCCUGAGUAGUUUGCUAUCUGGGACGAUUUUCAUGCAUCCUUCUUGGGAGAGAUUUUUCCCUCCACAAAUCUCAAGCUGCCUUCAGUCCUGUUGCCACAUUGCUUAACUGAGAAAGUACAGGGAACAGAGAAGUAGAUAUCUCAGACCUGAUUGGCUCCAUUUGGUGACUAGAUACAGACAGUGUCCUUCCCACCACCACGGCCAAUGACUCUCCUGUCAAGAGGGCGCUCUGUGGAGAAGCAGAAAUGCUGUGUCCGUGAGGGCUGUCUGGAUGGCAUGAGGUUUCAAAUACCAUAUUGCAGUCAGGAGUUUUGGGUACUGAAUCAUGUAUUUACUCAUAUAUAUAUAUGAGUAUAUUAAAAAAGAAAAAGAUAGAGAUAUAUAUGUAUGUGUGUGUGUGUGUGUGUGUGUGUGUGUGUGUGUGUGUAUAUAUAUAUAUUUGAGACUGAGCCUCACUCUAUCGCCCACGCUGGAGUGCAGUGGCACAAUCUCGGCUUGCUGCAACUUCUGCCUCCCUGGUUCAAGUGAUUCUCAUGCCUCAGCCUCCCAAGUAGCUGGGAUUAUAGGCAGCCACCACCAGGCCCAGCUAAUUUUUGUAUUUUUGGUAGAGACAGGGUUUCACCAUGUUGACCAGGCUGGUCUCAAACUCCUGAUCUCAGUGAUCCACCUACCUUGGCCUCCCAAAGUGCUGGGAUUACAGGUGUGAGCCACCGUGCCCAGCCUAUUUACUCAUAUAUUUACAAAACAAAAUUAAACAUCUGACCCUCUCAAGAUUGACAACUACUCAGUACACUGAUUUAUGGACUUUUAAUCACAACGUCUAAAACCAACCCCUGUUACGGGACAACCAGAGAUGACUUGACUGCUGGCCGUUCAGGGCAGAGCCACCAGGUGCAUGGAGGUUUCUAACAAUACCAGCUUCAUAAGUUUGUCAUGAGGUAGCUUAGUCCAUUUUUAUUACUAUAAAGGAAUACCUGAGGCUGGGUAAUCUAUAAAGAAAAGAGGAUUAUUUGGCUCUCAGUUCUGCAGACUAUAUGGGAGGCAUGACUCCAGCAUCUGCUUCUGUCAAGAACCUCAGGAAGCUUCCACUCAUGACAGAAGGCAAAGGAAGGAGACAUAUGGAGAGAAGAAGGGAGAGAGAGAGGGGAGAAGCUGCCAGGCUCUUUUCAACAACCAGCUCCCGUGAAAACAAAGAGUGAGAACUUACUCCCAGAAGACUGGCUCCAAGCCAUUCAUGAGCAAUCCACUUCCAUGAUCCAAACGCCUCCCACCAGGCCCCACCUCCAACAUUGGGGAUCAAAUUUCAACAUGAGACUUGGUGGGGUCAAGCAAUGCCAUGCCAUAAAGGUUUAAAGUCUGAAGUGCCUGGUACAUAAAGACCCUCAAUUAUGAUAGACUCCCUUAUCCUCAUUUUUCUUCUACUAGAGAAACAAAUAGAUGGAGAGUCACCUGUGUGCCCUCUGUUCUCAAGAUGGCCGCCAGCCCCAGGCACUCUGUUGAGCAGCCUCAGAGCAUCCUGUGAGGAUGUUCAUGACUGAUUCAGCAGUUCACAGAGCACAACAAAAGGCUGUGGUAUUUCUACCUAAAACUACUUUAUGAAAAAGUGUUGUUUUCCAAAUAUACCCCAAAAGAAUACCUCCAUCUUCCGUUGUGGCAACAAUGACCACUGUGUGGCUGGACUCUUCAACCAGGGAAAAGAGGAGUUGGGUUCUACCUCAGUUUACCCAUCCCCCAGUUCAUUGCCGACUUUUAAACUGAUUUUGAGGGAGAAGAAUGAGGCAUCUGAUUAAUUAGGUCAUCUUUUAAUUGAAUUCAAACUGUUAGGUGUGGAAAAUUUAACAAGUGGUAUCCAGGAGGUUGAGAACAUUUUUUAAAAUAUUGUAGUUCGUAUUAAAUGUUUCCAAAUGUAAGAUCAUCUUAGCUACAUGAAGGAAAGAUAUAAUUUAAUAUUGGUUGCAUAGGGAAUUUCAUCCACUUGAAGGAUUACAUGCUUGACCCUGUGCCUUCCCAUUUCCUAAGUGAACAAGUCCUUGGUCACAGAGAACCAAUGCAUGGAGCAGGUACAGUGCCUACCGCCACGCAUGUGAGUCCACCAGCAAUGCAAAGUCAAGGACAAUACAGCUCCAAGUAACUGGAAAGCUCAACCAAUUAGUUUUCUACUUAAUUGAAUCAAAGUCUUACUAUUUUGAGGGAAUAUGUUUUUCAUUCCGUUAUCCUACAUCUUGUCUCUUGCUUUUUACUGCAGGUGUCAGAUAUUUGAGUUUUAUCAAAUGGCACUAAAAUAGGGGAACUCUCUUCUGAAGGCAUAUGCUGAGCACCCCUAGAGAACCUGCUGGUCUGGGAUAACCUAUCCCUCUGAGUCGGGGAUGUCUUAAGUGUUUUUUUUUUUUUUGACCAUAGCAUUGAGUGAUUUGGGAGCAGAAGGUAUUCCUUAGACAGGAAAUAGGAGCUCAAUAGAUGGCCCAAAAGAAGUGUCUGGAUUACAAACGCAAAGAGACAAGAAAGUGCAGUCAAGCCAACAAAGAAAACGGCAGCUAACAAGACUGGUUGUGUCUCUUUAAUGAUACCUGGUCCCACUAUUCGCCUGGAACAAUACUAAGCUCACUGUCACUGUCACCCCCAGCCCCAACUUGUUUCUACUCCUGCAUUUUCAUUCAGAGAGUGUCUCCACCACCCACUAAAUAUUCAAGCUGCAGUGCCAGAUCAGUCUCAGCUUUAUUCAGUCAACCAUCGAAACAUCAUUGCCAAUAUCCUCAUUGUCACUGCCUCAGUUCAACCUCUCAAUGUGUUCUUCCCACCUAUUGUCAAGGCCUUCUAGCCUCCCAGCAUCCAGCUUAUCUCUCUGAAAUGUAUCCUUCAAUGCAAGCAAAUCUGAACAUGCCUCUCUAGCUUAAUUUGAGAUCAGGUCCAAGCUCUAAAGUGACGCAUAAGGCCUUUGCGAGUGAUCUCCCACUUACGUUUUCAGGUAUCUGCAAAGGCCUUUAUCUUUACCCUCAUCCAGCUUUACAGUUUUGGCCCUAGCAUUACCAAGCUUGGAUUUUCCUGCACAUGCAGUGCUGUCUCUUGCUUUCAUCUGUUUGCUGGUGCCAUUCUCUCUACUUCAGAUGUCCUUCUGCUUUCCUUUCUUUCUCUAGUCAGCUCUUACUUUGCUUUUUUUUUUUUUUUCUGAGAUGGAGUUUUGCUCUUGUCACCCAGGGUGGAGUGCAAUGGCACGACCUCGGCUCACUGCAUCCUCCGCCUCCCAGGUUCAAGUGAUUCUCCUGCCUCAGCCUCCCAAGUAGCUGGGAUUACAGGCACCCACCACCACGCCACCACGCCCGGCUAAUUUUUGUAUUUUUAGUAGACACGGGGUUUCACCAUGUUGGUCAGGCUGGUCUCGAACUCCUCUCCUCAGGUGAUCCACCCGCCUUGGCCUCCCAAAGUGCUGGGAUUACAGGCGUGAGCCACCGUGUCCAGCCUCUUACUUAGCUUUUAAGGUCCAGAUCAAGCAUCAUUUCUUUUAGGAAAGAGUCCUAAACUUUCUCAGCCCACAACCCCUUAGUGUCCAAUAAUUUUUACAUAGAGCCUGUGGGCCAACAAAAAUACCAACAGUUCUGUUUAUUUAGUAGUUAGAUCUAAACACCUUAAUAAGUAUUUAUGUCCUGGCAACUUAAGAGCUGUGUUAAAACACACACACACACACACACACACACACACACACACACACACUAAAAUAAUAAUCACCUUUUUAUUCUUAAAUAACCACAGCUACUUACUAAUGGGAUGUGUGUGUCUGUGGGGCACUGCACAACUGCCCCAGCCUUAGGAUCAGUUGGGGCACUGCCACUCUCAUUGCCUGUUCCACAUUGAUUUUCGCUGGAUACUUGGUUUUUAUUACAACAGUUGCUAAAACUGCAGCUUCACCAAGAUAGGACCUCAAGAAUGCAGCCCAGUCUGAUAUUGUGAACUCUAACUACCUCAAGCUAGAAGCUUAUGUGGUGUUCAACAGAUGAUGAGUAUUGCUGUGUUUCUCUUAUAACAUUUAAAAUAUCCAGUGGCACCUCUUUGAGUCUGCUGUGGCGUUCUGACCUAGAGUAGCUUGGUGUACAAUUUGAGAGCCUCAGGCUUGGGAACUCCCCACUACGGAGGUGGGCCCACCGUGAGCUCUCUUGACACCCUGCACGUCUCCGUCAUGGCCCUUGGCAUAUUGCAUUGUAAGAAGCUGCUUUUGUAUCUGACUCUCUGAGGCUGUGAGCUCUCUAAGGGUAGGGACCAUACCUUCCUCCUCUUUGUACAUCCCGUGAUAAUUCAGGGGUUUUGUUUUUGGUUUUCAUUUGGUUUCCUGAUAAGCGUUCCUUAGGAGAAGAAGAAAAAAGAGAGUAGAAGGAAAAGAAAGAAGGGAGAGGAGGGAGGGAAAGAAGGAAGGAAGAAAGAGAGAGAGGGAAGGAGGAAGAGGAGGGAGGGAAAGCAGAAAGAAGGAAAGCUGCUUUGUCUCAGGCAGACUAACAGGAAAGCGACUUUUCCUUGCAAACCUCCUUCAAGGUCAUGAGAGAUAUCUCUGUGACCCUGGGGCCAGACCAACCUUGAAUUCAAAAAUCCUCCAAGCUGAGGGCAGAAAGUAGGAAGAAUCCCGCCGGAGCACUGCAAGGCCAUUGGCGGGCACUGCUGUUCCCUCCCCUGUGGGAAGGACCACUGCUCACCUGGGUUUUUUUAAUUAGCCAUUGUGUUUCUUUUCUUUGUGCUGUUCUUCUCCAUCCUUAGUAGGCAGGAGAGUUUUUACACUAUUUCUUUUUCAUAUUCUGCUAUAAAUGAGCCCUACACAUAAUCAGGAAGGUUAGGGCUAGGAUCAGAAGUCAAAUUUAGGUUCACACAUGACAAAACUUCAACAAUUCACAUUUCACCAGUUCUAAACAAGAAGGUUCCAUUUAAAUCACUGAUUGCUGUAAUUUGUUGCUAUCAUCCAAUGGGUGCAUUUUAGUUUAAAGGGAUAUGCCUCCUUUAUCUUCUCGAGGUCUCAGACAGUGUCUGAGUAAACUCUCUGCCAAGUCCUGAGUCACCCGGAGGAUAGCAGAUGCGCAGACUCAGUCUGGGGUUUAGGGUCCACUCCGCAUACUCCCACUUGCCCUUGGCAUUGGCCCCAUGGGUGGACCAUGGAGGUGGGUGCUGUAUGGCAACAGUCAUUCCUCAGCAGAGUGGAGAGGGAGACACAUGUUCUGCCGCGCCCAUGUUCAGUCUGUUCUGUGGGCAGAGUUGUAGGAACACACUUAGCCCAAAUCGAUGCCAGCCUGGCAGUGGGUGAAGGGCCAGCAAGGUUUGUCUAUGGCUCAUGACCUUAGGGAAAAUGAGAUUUUACUCCUCGUGCAGCCUCCUGCCUGGAGAAUUGCACACCCCUGUUUCAGAUAGGUAACAGCUUUCUUGAAGCUUUCAAGAAUAAAAAUAAAAACUUUAAAGUACAUGGCUGUCAGAAAGUCCCUCCUGGUAGCUAACUUGAGCCCUUUGUGCUUAUUUUAUCUUGGCCAAGCCUCCCCGGAGCAUGUGUACCAGAUACGAUAACCUUCCACCAAACCAGGGACCUCUCAGAUCUCGGCUUUUCAGAACAAAGAAUUUGGAUUUCCUUAGCCUUUCAUCAUCAUCUCAUCACCCAAACCUUUCAUUAUCUUUUUCAAUUUUUUCUUUGAACUCUUUCCAAAACUUGUCUUUUGAGUUACAGAGACCAUCACUUAAUUAGAUCUUUCAUUUCCAGGGGAUACUCCUAGUGCCUAGGAAGAAAUAAAUUAAAUUUCACUCGGAUAUAUUUCAUUGGGGGAAGGGUGUAGAAAAAAAGAAAUUGAAUUCCUUAUAUAAAUAGCACAUUGUCUGGUGCCACAAAUGCGUUUUCCUUUUCCCAGUUGUUUUUGGAACAAUGGGUCCUUUUUUGGUGACUUUAAUUCCUCAGAGAUUCUAACCUCUAAAAGGUCAUGAUUUGUGUUGUUUUGUGCAUACACGGCUUCUGUACUGAAAAAAAAAAAGCGAGAUGUGUGGCCUCUGAUUGUCUAGUAAGUCGUGAGGAAACAGACAAGGCUGCAACCCAGCAGCAGUUGAGCACCUUGUCAAAGUGUGGGAAUGAGCGUGUGUGGGUCUCUGUGCUUCCAGCCUUUUCUGCACCAGCUGUUCCAAGCGGAGCAGAGGGGUCUGUCUUGCUUCUCCGUAACUUCAUCAACCUACAAAAAGCCUUGGCAUCCACGGGAGGAAGAAGUGUUCAGGCAGCAUGUGACUGGUUAUUCUCCCAUGUCGGUGACCCCUUCCUGGAUGACCCCCUGCCCCGGGAGUACGUCCUCUACCUCCGUCCCACCGGCCCCUUAGCACAGAAGCUUUCCGACUUUUGGCAGCAGUCGAAGCAGAUCUGCGGGAAGAACAAGGCACACAACAUCUUCCCCCACAUCACACUCUGCCAGUUCUUUAUGUGCGAGGACAGCAAGGUGGAUGCCCUGGGGGAAGCCCUGCAGACCACGGUCAGUCGCUGGAAAUGUAAGUUCUCGGCCCCGCUGCCCCUGGAGCUCUAUACGUCGUCCAACUUCAUCGGCCUCUUUGUAAAGGAAGACAGUGCGGAGGUCCUCAAGAAGUUUGCUGCUGACUUUGCUGCAGAGGCUGCAUCCAAAACCGAAGUGCAUGUGGAACCUCAUAAGAAGCAGCUACAUGUGACCCUGGCUUACCACUUCCAAGCCAGCCACCUACCCACCCUAGAGAAACUGGCCCAGAACAUUGACGUCAAGCUAGGGUGUGACUGGGUGGCUACCAUAUUUUCUCGGGAUAUCCGAUUUGCUAACCAUGAGACAUUACAGGUCAUCUACCCCUAUACCCCACAAAAUGACGAUGAGCUGGAGCUGGUCCCCGGGGACUUCAUCUUCAUGUCUCCAAUGGAGCAGACCAGCACCAGCGAGGGUUGGAUCUAUGGCACGUCCUUAACCACCGGCUGCUCUGGACUCCUGCCUGAGAAUUACAUUACCAAGGCUGAUGAAUGCAGCACCUGGAUAUUUCAUGGUUCUUAUUCAAUCUUAAAUACAUCGUCAUCCAACUCUCUCACGUUUGGGGAUGGAGUAUUGGAGAGGCGGCCUUAUGAGGACCAGGGGCUCGGGGAGACGACUCCUCUUACUAUCAUCUGCCAGCCCAUGCAGCCGCUGAGGGUCAACAGCCAGCCCGGCCCCCAGAAGCGAUGCCUUUUUGUGUGUCGGCAUGGUGAGAGGAUGGAUGUUGUGUUUGGGAAGUACUGGCUGUCCCAGUGCUUCGAUGCCAAAGGCCGCUACAUACGCACCAACCUGAACAUGCCUCAUAGUUUACCUCAGCGGAGUGGUGGUUUCCGAGAUUACGAGAAAGAUGCUCCCAUCACUGUGUUUGGAUGCAUGCAAGCAAGACUAGUGGGUGAAGCCUUAUUAGAGAGCAAUACCAUUAUCGAUCAUGUCUAUUGCUCCCCGUCCCUUCGCUGCGUUCAGACUGCACACAAUAUCUUGAAAGGUUUACAACAAGAAAAUCACUUGAAGAUCCGUGUAGAGCCCGGCUUAUUUGAGUGGACAAAAUGGGUUGCUGGGAGCACAUUACCUGCAUGGAUACCUCCAUCAGAGUUAGCUGCAGCCAACCUGAGUGUUGAUACAACCUACAGACCUCACAUUCCAAUCAGCAAAUUAGUUGUUUCAGAAUCCUAUGAUACUUAUAUCAGUAGAAGUUUCCAAGUAACAAAAGAAAUAAUAAGUGAAUGUAAAAGUAAAGGAAAUAACAUCCUGAUUGUGGCCCACGCAUCUUCCCUUGAAGCGUGUACCUGCCAACUUCAGGGCCUGUCACCUCAGAACUCCAAGGACUUCGUACAAAUGGUCCGAAAGAUCCCAUAUCUGGGAUUUUGUUCCUGUGAAGAAUUAGGAGAAACUGGAAUAUGGCAGCUGACAGAUCCACCAAUCCUUCCUCUUACCCAUGGACCAACUGGGGGCUUCAACUGGAGAGAGACCUUGCUUCAAGAAUAAACCACACCAGUGAACAAGAAGGAAAGGCCUUUUGGAGUGUGUCUUUCUGUGUGUUUAAAAACAGUGGGAAAAUCCACACCACACUCUAAGUGGACAGCUCAGAAUAAUUUAGCAUAUUUCCUUUCACACUUAAAGUUCUUAAGAUGAGACUGUGUAAAUGAGAGAAAGACUUGAUUCAGAGGAAAAAAAUGUGUUCUCUCUGGACUCUUGCCUAGCUCACAAGGCUUUGGAGAAUUGUCUUCCUAAAUCGGGGCACCUGCUACAGAAGAGAAUGUUUCGUUCCCUCUGGGUAUGCACAGCUAAGGGGCCUCAUUUCUCCCAGAGGGAGCUGCUGGCCCGCUCUAAGGGGUGCAAGAGGAAGGAGUGUGCCCAGACCAGCUGGGGGAGCAUUGAAAGGACAGCUUGGGGAUGGAAUUUUUUUUUUUUUAUCUCCAUUUUCCAGUUAGGUAGAGCCAAGCUGAGGAAUCCUUUUAAGAUUAUUAGAAAACAUGCCCUGAAGAGAGUUGUUCUUAGGUUACACAUGAAAUCCUACCGUCACUAGCCCCCAUACACCAGUGUUGCUGGCUGAAGAUACCCGCUUAAGGAUGCUAACAUUUACCCUGGUACUGCCACAUUUUCUCUAGAGCAGCUGGCCCUUCUUGCUACAGCCCUAUCCCCCCUCCUUGCUUCUGUGAAAUGGGGAGACAAAGCACUUUUGCUCUCCAAAGCACUUUUGGAUACUCAGGAGGAAAGAUAAGAUACAUGUUUGAAGUAUUCAAUCAUAGGAGCAAAGAACUUGCAAAAUAUGAAGUGACUUGGAAUUAACCAUGUUGUAGCCUAACGUGCUACUGCAUUUCUAAAUCAUCAAUAUUUGCUUGUCUUUGCCCCUAGACUCUAGACUAUGUUAACUAGUUAAGGAUGUUACAUUUUGAAAGGAUGUAUGUUAGAUAUAUUAUUUGCAGCAAGAAGUUCAUUCUGUGCAAUAUGGACAUGUUUGCAAACCAUACCAAGGGUCAGGUUGUUGUACACUUACAGUACGUGUCAACCAUAAUGGAACAUCCACAAAUGCAUCAAUUAUACCAGGGAUGUAUAGUAAGUCAGGGAACUAAUAUAAAUGAUGACAGUCAUGGCUGCACUGCUACUUGUGCUGUCGUUUUGUUUGUUUUUCUAUGAUAAUUUAAAAUACAUAGGUAGGGCUACUGAGGAAAUUUGGAGAGCCACAUUCUGUGGUUUCUCAUUAUACUUACUUCCUGCAUUUAGAGGGAGUUUAUUUAAAAGAAAUAAAUGACAAUCAAACCAAAUCAUCAGUUAUCAAUGUCUGUUUAAUUGUGUGACUAUCUGACUGUUGAUGGCCACAGAUGAUGGUCUCCUAUGGUAUAGUUCACUCUGUAGAAGAUGUAUGCAAAGUGAAAUGCCAGCCCUUUAAAGAGACAUUAGUUAGUGUAAAAUGGAUCUUUACAUGUUGCAGUAACAUUGACUAUGUUUCAAAACUCAGAUGCAUAAAACGUAAGGUAUAUAAAAAUACAUCUAUGCUUGCGUUUGAAACUACAACUUGAUAACCCCUAGAAAGAAGAGGACAUGAAAGGAUGCUGGCUAUAUAUGUUAAUGAGCAAAAGGAUUAUAGUUGUUUUGUUUUGUUUUUAGAGACAGGGUCUCACUAUAAUGCUUAGACUGGUCUUGAACUCCUGGGCUCAAGCGAUCCUCCUGCCCCUGUCUCCCAAAGUGCUAGGAUUACAGGUGUGAGCCACCACACCUGGCCCAUAGUUGUAUUUUUUUUAGGUCACUUAGAAAAAUAUGUCAUGUAUUUUACAUUUUGAGAAACAAAUCAAUCAUGGUUUCUUCUAGCGUUGCGCAAACACUGACCCAGCUUCUGGGUAUGGAAAUAACCCUGUGAUGAUGUGUUAAUAUAAAAUGUUGGGAGGGAAUAUUCCCAAUAAAGGUCUUAAGAGAAAAGUCACAUUACAAGUAAUGUAAUGGCUCUACCAUUCAUUCUUCUGGUAUUUGUAAUGAAGUGAAUCCACUGUUUAAUCAGAUCCAUAAUCUUUAACAGAUUCACCACAAAUUUUCAUGGGCGUUGAGUGCUCAGAAUAAUGCUUGAACACCUCACCUUGAAACUGUAGCAGUGUGUUCUGGGCAGUAUCUGUAAUGUAUGAAAUAGAGUCUGGAAUAGGUUAUCCACUCCAUCUUCUAGGUUAUCUUAGUUGUAUGACGAACUGAUAAAUCUGUCUGACUGGGCUACAAUCCAUUGUUCUUAGUCCAAUAUGGACACUGCCUUAGGCAAUGGUCUAUAUAAGCAAAAGGAGAUAGAGAUCUGAAAUAAUUUUCCGAAUAAUUCAGGUGGAAAACAAGAAAGAUUGUAUUUCUCUGCUUUCAUUUCAAUUUCAUUAUUUCAAAUUGCUUGUCAAAAUGGCCCAAAAGAUCUGAAUUCACAUUAAGUUCCCCUUGCACACUUACCUAUUUAAAAAACUAAACUUGCACUGCAACUGAGAAAUUAUUUGUAAAUCAUGUGGCAUCUAUGUAUAAUAAAAGAAAGAGACAACUAUAUUACUCAAUUUCAUAUACAUCCAAAAAGUAUAGGCUAAUAUAUAUAACCUGAAGUUGCAGCUGGUUCUUUUUGAUCUGAAGCUGAUGCUUAUUAAAACAAAUGAUGUAUGGGGAGAGGAGAAGGAAGGGCAAGGAAGGAAUUGACAGAUAAGAAGCAAAUGGUUUCUUGUACAGAGGAAUUUUGUUUUAAUGUAGAAAGUUAUUUGAAAUAAACUAGGUGAAAUGAAAUUAACUAAAGGUUUUAAUCUGGGAUUGAAAGCCUGAAAGCAUUUCCUGCUUCUACAAGUGUGCCACAUCAAUCCGGUAAUGCCCCAGUGUUAUUCACAGACAGAACUUUGUUUCCUGUGAUUUUAAAAUACCGCGUCUGUUCCUCCAUGGACCAGAGUAAUUGGCACAUUUUAAUGCAUAAGCUGGGGGUUUCAUUUUCCCAGGCUCUCUUCACCAUCACUGCAUUGGUAGCUAGGAGCUUAUUGCUUCACCCCAGUAUGGAGUUCAGAUUACAGUGUUUUCCAUUACAUUUAGAUUCAUAGAAUCUGAAUGGCUGAUUAAAUGGCCAUCUGAUGGCUGAAAGAGGGGCGUAUUUUUCACUCUGUAGUGAAAGGCUUGGAGGAGUUUCUACUUUUUAUUUUAAUUAUACUUUAACCAAAGAAUUAUUUUAAAGUAACCUUAUAUUUAAAAGAUGAUUUUGCAAAAAAUAAAAAAUAAAAAAUAUGCCUUCUGGAGUGAUGUCUGUUUGGUAAAUCAUUGUUGAUAAUUUCCUUGUUAGUGGUAUUUGGAAUGCAUAUAGAUUGUCUUGUCAUUGUGCUUAACAUUACCAUAAGUGUGUCUUUUCCACUCAACUAGCUGUAUUCGUAUUAAAAUGAAGUCUCUUAUUUCAAUUACCUAGUGUUGUUGGGAACUAAUUGAACAGCUACAGUAAAAGAAGUUCCUAUCUCAUUGCCUUUGUGGAAAGGCUUCCCUAUGUGGUAAAAGAAAGGCAUUCCUCCGUAACCUAGGCACUCUGCAAGUCCAGUGUUUAAUUUCAAAGCAGUGAUGAAUUGCUCUUUUGAAAUUACUCUAAGUAAUCCAUGUGUUAGAAUACAGAUGAACCUCCGUUUGAUUUCACAGCCUUCAGCACAGGCAACUGUUACUGAGUCUGCACGAACUUAGAUAAUGAGGUGCAGGGUUAUUUGCAUUUAAAUUGCAAUCCAGCACACGUGUGAGAAAGAAGAGGCACUAGUCUAAAAGGCUGCAUUGCGGGGAGAGAUGAGACAGGCAGAGGAGGGUGGGGUAAAGAGCGAUUUAACAUCUAUUUAGGUUAAUGUUCACUUUACAAAGGUGAUGGGGGAUAUUUUGUUAGGUGAUAGCAGAAGCUUUUCAUUUUUAAACAUAGAAUUAAAAUUGGAUUUGCUUCUCUUUAAUACUUCAACAUAUUGAAUUUCCCUAGGAAAGUGACUAGCUAUAAUGAAAAUUCAAGCGAAAAGGGAAAAAGAUUGUAAAUGCAGAUGAAAUAACUUCAUUUUUAAGUACAAAUAAUAGUAGGAUUGGUGUAUGUAGGUUUAAAAUUAUAGUGAUGACUAGUCGAACUUAAUAUACAAUCAGUUCUUGCAAAUACUUUACACUUAGCUGCCAUUACACAACAAAUUGGAAUUUUCCAGCUGUUCAACUAUCAUGGACUCUGUACAGGAUAGAUGUGUAUAAUGGAAAAUAUGUACUGCUUCUUUCUUUGAUUGCCACUCAAGAUGGAAACACCAUGCCAAGGCAUUUUGGUUAUACACAGAUCAUUCUAAACCUGUUAUUUUGGAGAGGUGUAUUGGUUUCUUUCUCAUUUAUAAGGCUAUUGUAUUUUUUUUUGUAUGUGAUUCAGGUGUAUUUAUUUGAAGACUAUUUGUAGUUAUAGGAAAACCACACCUACCUGUAUUGCCAAAUUCUUUGUAAACUCUCCGUGGCACUUGUGCUUUCCUGGCUGAGAGCUCUCCCCUGUUGAUACAGCUAUGGCACCAUUGUAAUUACAGAUGCACCUUUCAGGAGCAUCUCCAUUAAAUGGUUCAUAGAUGAUUUAAUAAAAAGAAACUUCUCAGUUGA
Messenger RNA from Homo sapiens (human), 13060 nucleotides. It is a transcript of the gene UBASH3B, whose product is annotated as ubiquitin associated and SH3 domain containing B. Gene Ontology annotation, cellular component: nucleus; cytoplasm. The record is from RefSeq and is a predicted model, not a curated record. Bases 6440 to 8473 code for a protein of 677 amino acids. Gene Ontology annotation, molecular function: protein tyrosine phosphatase activity; phosphoprotein binding; ubiquitin protein ligase binding. The transcript has 14 exons. Gene Ontology annotation, biological process: regulation of osteoclast differentiation. Lineage: Eukaryota; Metazoa; Chordata; Mammalia; Primates; Hominidae.